Molecule: messenger RNA, 3486 nt
Organism: Cutaneotrichosporon oleaginosum
Lineage: Eukaryota; Fungi; Basidiomycota; Tremellomycetes; Trichosporonales; Trichosporonaceae
Molecular function (GO): translation elongation factor activity; ATP binding; ATP hydrolysis activity
Source: RefSeq, a predicted model, not a curated record
UUCUCUUCUCCAUCCAAUCCCCCCCUCCCUCCUCUCUUCAUCCAUCUCCCUUCCUCCUCUCCCCCUCUUACUCUCUUCUCCGCCCAUUCUCCAAAACAGCAGUCUCUUUCUGCUUCAAUCAACUCAACACGUCUAAGAGAAACGUUCUUUCUUUGUCGUCGCCGUCACAGCACACGCACUAGGCGUUGAAAAGCUUUCGAGCACAAAAAAUAUUCCCAUCCAUCUCACUUCCACCCCCUCCCUUCUAACAGCUAGUAUCCAAUGAUGGCGCCUGCUGCUCAGUCCGCAUCCGCUCCCGCCAAGGGCAAGUUCGACGUUCAGUCGCUCUUCGCCGCCGACAAGGCCGCCCGCGACCAGGCUGGCUCUGACUUUGCCACCUUUGUCAAGGCCAACGGUGUCGAGUCGCUUGCCUCGGUUUCCUACGUUGACGCUGCCAAGAAGGCCCUCGGCAACAAGAAGUCGGCCGCCGCUCGUGAGGGCGCUGCCGCCUCCGUUUCUGCCCUCAUUGAGGGUGGGGCUAUGCAGUUCCUCGAGCCCUACAUCGUCAACGGCUCUGACGACGGCCUUCUCGCCACCCUCCUCGCCGGCGUCGCCGACAAGGAGAAGCCCGUCGCCGAGGCCUGCGAGGCCGCCCUCAAGUCCGUUGUUCAGAACAUGAACCCAUGGGGUACUCAGGUCAUCCUCCCCCUUAUCACCGACCGUGUCGAGAAGUCGGGCAAGUGGCAGGAGAAGAAGAUGGGCUUCAGCCUCAUCUCGACUCUCACUACCGCUGCCGCCACCCAGAUGGCCCUCGCGACCCCCAUCCUUGUUCCUGUGCUCGCCAACGGCGUCCACGACACCAAGGACAAGGUCGCCAAGGCCGCUACCAAGGCCCUCGACAAGGUCUGCAAGCUUUGUGAGAACCCCGACAUUAUCCGGUUCAUCCCGGAGCUUAAGAAGGCCCUGAUCAACCCCGUGGAGGAGGUCCCCAACGCCGUCAAGGCUCUUGGCGCCACCACUUUCGUUGCCGAGGUGACGGCCCCCACCAUCUCGCUUCUUGCUCCCCUUCUCGUUCGUGGCCUCGACGAGCGCGCGACCGCCAUCAAGCGCAAGGUCUCGCUCAUUGCCGACAACAUGUCGAAGCUUGUCGACUCGGAGUACACCGUCCGCCCCUUCCUCCCCCAGCUGCUCCCCCGCCUUAUCAAGGUUCAGGACACCAUUGGUGACCCGGAGGCCCGCGCUGUCGCUGGCCGUGCUAUCGCCACCCUCCGCCGCAUCGGCAAGGUCCCCGCCGAGUCGGACGGUACCGACCUCCCUCCCCUCCGUGUUGCCGAGGGCCCCGCUCUCGCUGCCGAGCUCGCCGGCUUCAUCAAGAAGCUCGGCGGCCCCGAGGUUGACCCCGCCCACCACGGUCUUGCCCAGGCCGGUGUCUACGCUGCUGCGAUCUGCAACGCCCACAUCUACGACCAGAAGACUUGGGAGGCUGGUGUUCCUCCCCAGGCCAAGCUUUCCGUUGGUGACUACGACGUUCUCCCGGCCGUUCGUGAGCUUCUCCAGAAGAAGGCGGACGAGGAGACGACCGACGACAUCAAGUUCGACGACGAGGAGGAGGGCGAGGACCUCUGCAACAUUGAGCAGUUCAACCUUGCCUACGGUGCCAAGAUUCUUCUCCACCACGCGUCCAUGCGCCUCAAGCGUGGCCACCGCUACGGUCUCCUCGGCCGUAACGGUUCCGGAAAGUCGACCCUCAUGAACGCCAUUGUCAACAACCAGGUUGAGGGCUUCCCCGACCCGUCGGUCGUCCGCACCUGGUAUGUCGCCCACGACAUUGACGGCUCCGAGGAGACCAUCUCCAUUAUCGACUGGGUCAAGGCCGACCCCCGCCUCUCGGCUGUCGCCACUGAGGCGGAGAUGGUCUCGACCCUCGAGUCUGUCGGGUUCGACCCUAAGCGUCAGAGCGAGGCCAUCGGUUCGCUUUCGGGCGGUUGGAAGAUGAAGCUCGCCCUUGCCCGUGCCAUCAUCUUCAAGGCCGACAUUCUCCUUCUGGACGAGCCCACCAACCACCUGGACGUCGUCAACAUCACCUGGCUCGUGGACUACCUCACGUCGCUCACGAACUGCACGUCUAUCAUGGUCUCUCACGACUCGGACUUCCUUAACCGCACUAUCACCGACACCCUUCACCUUAACAACUUCAAGCUCAAGCGCUACCCUGGCAACCUUGAGAAGUUCGUUGAGCACGUUCCUGAGGCCCGCUCCUACUUCCAGCUCGACGUGGCGGAGGACUACCAGUUCAAGCUUCCCGCCCCUCCUCUUCUUGACGGUGUCAAGACCAAGGAGAAGUCGCUCCUCAAGAUGAAGGACGUUUCGUUCCAGUACCCUGGCUCGAAGGUCCAGCAGCUCUACAACAUCAACCUGCAGGUGUCGCUCUCCUCUCGUGUCGCCGUGCUCGGCCCCAACGGUUCGGGCAAGUCCACCCUCGUCAAGCUCCUCACCGGUGAGACCGAGCCCAACCUCGGCGGCACCGUGUGGAAGCACCCCAACCUCGUUAUUGGUUACGUUGCCCAGCACGCGUUCCACCACAUUGACCACCACCUCGACAAGACUCCCCUCGAGUACAUGCUCUGGCGCUACCAGACCGGUGAGGACCUCGAGGAGCUCAACAAGGCCACUCGUGUUCUCUCCGAGGAGGAGAAGAAGAAGAUGGCUGAGGGUGCCGUCGUUGUCAAGGAGGGCGUGAAGCGCACCAUUGACGAGCUCGUUGCCCGUAAGAAGCUCAAGCAGUCUUACGAGUACGAGGUUUCGUUCAAGGGUCAGUCUUCGGCCGAGAACAUUUGGAUGUCGCGUGACGAGCUCAUCUCGCGUGGCUUCGAGAAGAAGGUUCUCGAGCUCGACACCCGUGAGGCCCAGCGCCUGGGUCUUAUGCGCCCCCUUGUCCGUCGUGAGAUCGAGAAGCACUUCGAGGACUUCGGCCUCGAGGCUGAGUUCGUCACUCACAACUCGAUGCGUGGUCUGUCUGGUGGCCAGAAGGUCAAGGUUGUCCUUGGUGCCGCCACCUGGCGCCGCCCCCACAUUAUCUGCUUGGACGAGCCCACCAACUACCUCGACCGCGAGUCGCUCGCCGCUCUCACCGCCGCCCUCAAGAACUUCGAGGGUGGUGUCCUUGUCAUUACCCACAACAAGGAGUUCUCGGAGGGUGUCUGCUCUGAGGUUUGGGCCAUGAGCAACGGUCAGCUCGUCGCGUCCGGCCACAACUGGGUCGAGGGCCAGGGCUCGGGUCCCCGCAUCGACAAGAAGGAGGGCGAGGACGAGGAGAUCGAGUACGACGCUCUCGGCAACCCUAUCGUCAAGGCCAAGAAGGUACAGAAGAUUUCGAGCGCAGAAGCUCGUCGCCUCAAGAAGCUCCGCAUGGCCAAGCGCAAGGCUGGGCUUCCCAGCGACGACGAGGAGUUCUAAGCUGUUCAACAGCUCGGCCUCUUGGCUGCGUGUAGACCUGCUUCCGAUUCC